Messenger RNA from Ustilaginoidea virens, 780 nucleotides. RefSeq lists its product as uncharacterized. NCBI's taxonomy places the organism in Eukaryota, Fungi, Ascomycota, Sordariomycetes, Hypocreales, Clavicipitaceae. The record is from RefSeq and is a predicted model, not a curated record. The transcript is spliced from 2 exons. Gene Ontology annotation, molecular function: protein binding. The coding region runs from base 1 to 780 and encodes 259 amino acids.
AUGCCAUCCUCGCGUCGUAAGCAACGGAAGCAACGUAAGCAUCCUUAUCGCCGUCUUCACCUGCCCGACAAUGCACCAUUCGAGCUGAAGCCAUCCCCAGGAAAGGGAUGGGGUGCCUUUGCCACAAGACCUAUCAAGACAGGAGAAGUAAUUCUUCAAGAGAGUCCUUAUUUCGCCGUGCCUCAUUUCACCGUGCCGUAUGUUGUUGAAGAUGCGACAAGACUCCGGCUCGCGAUGGCGUUGGGCUUUUGGAGACUCACAGCAGAUCAGUUGCAGCAGUUUAAUCUGCUGCGCAAACAUGAAUCUGCGCAGUUCCCAGAUAAUGUUACCGCCCUCUGCAAUUCGUUCACCCUUGAUGCAGUUGACGGUGAGCAUCAAAACCGUGGUAUCUUUCCCCUUCAAUCGCGGUUCCACCAUUCUUGUGUGCCCAACUCGAGGGUCUCGCCCUCGGGCGAACAGCAACGCUCUCUGUCAAGAAUUGCGACCCGCGAUAUUAGCCAGGGGGAGGAAAUCACCUUCUGCUACUUGCCCUUGUUGGAGUACAACACGAGGCGUGAGCGGCAAUUGGCGCUGGUGGAGCUUGUGUGCAAAUGCGAAGCAUGCCUCCCGGGAACGCCGUUCCAGGAGGCCAGUGACAUGCGCAGACGGCUCCUGCACGGACUGCACUACUUUCUCACCGGGAGGGAUAUCGAUGGCAAGAAGCUGUCGGAUGAUUCCUCCCCCAUAAUCUUCCCUGAGCUCAAGCGGGCUGCGGAGAAUCGCGAAAUAACUCGGCCAUAA